UAAAUCAUAUGUGAAUUCGAUCGGGAUGGAAUCAAAACCACCGCUCCGGCCAGCCUUCACCACCUAAAAGAAUGGCAUAUCCGUGAAUAUUGGCCAAAGACAGGGUCAUUUCCAGAAGUAGCUAGAUUACAAAACAAAAAUGGCUAUUUAUAAGAAAUGAGUAUUGCUCGUAGUUGGUAUUCUUAUGAUUUCAGGAGAUAAACAGAAAGAUGACGACAUUUUCUUAUUCUAACUCUUCUUCUAUAGAAACAAGCUGAAAAGUUAUAGAGUCUUUGACAAAAGCUGUAAGCAGAAGCUGAGAGGUUAGGCGGGGUUUGGCAAAAAUGAACAGCAACGAUCAAAAUAGGGGAGCUGACGAAAGUGAUCAUAUUAGAAAGCAUCAUACACACGAUGUAGCUGAUCAUCAGUGUAGUUCUGUUCUCACCAAGCACAUCAGAGCUCCUGUUCCUCUCGUAUGGUCUUUGGUGAGGAGGUUUGAUCAACCGCAGAAAUAUAAGCCAUUUAUCCGCAGGUGCAUCGCAGAGGGAAACCUUCAGAUCGGAAGUCUCCGAGAAGUCAAUGUUAAGACCGGUCUUCCGGCCACCACAAGUACCGAAAGACUAGAACUUCUCGAUGAUGAAGAGCAUGUUCUCAGAGUCAGGAUCAUCGGCGGGGAUCAUAGACUCAGGAACUACACUUCGGUCAAUUCCCUUCAUCCAAAGAUUGUCGAGGGAAGGCCAGGGACGUUGGUUCUUGAGUCUUUCGUAGUGGAUGUGCCUGAAGGGAAUACUAAGGACGAUACAUGCUACUUCGUUGAAGCUUUAAUCAAGCUCAAUCUGAAAUCGCUUGCUGAAGUCUGUGAGGAUCUUGCAGUGCAGGGUAGGACCGAACCUAUCGAUAGGAUGUAAGAGUAGAGAUAGGAAUGCUGUUGAGGAACGCAACGCUUGCCGAGGAUGACACUUUUAAGGCUUUCACAUCUCGGUCGGAGGCUUUCAAGACGGACUGGCAUUAGUACUUGUUUAAUCAUCCAUAUGCACACAUUUUCCUUCUGUUAUGUUGUGUCUUUAUUUGUUAAUACACGUUCAGUGUCUUUAAGUAGGUCAAGAACCACAGCUCUUGUAAAAGGUCAUCGUUUGCUCUGUAUUUUUGAGUGUUUUGUUGGUGCUCUUAUCUCUGUGUACAAAGCGUACUGGAAAGAGUUAGUUCCUGUAAAUUUUGGUUUCGUGCAUUAGUUCCUAGCACAGUAGUAGCAAUAUAGGAUAGCUGUCCUGUGUUUGUAGCCAAA
Messenger RNA from Mangifera indica (mango), 1264 nucleotides. Its product is annotated as abscisic acid receptor PYL8-like. The coding region runs from base 324 to 887 and encodes 187 amino acids. The transcript is spliced from 3 exons. Gene Ontology annotation, cellular component: cytoplasm; nucleus. NCBI's taxonomy places the organism in Eukaryota, Viridiplantae, Streptophyta, Magnoliopsida, Sapindales, Anacardiaceae. Gene Ontology annotation, biological process: abscisic acid-activated signaling pathway. The record is from RefSeq and is a predicted model, not a curated record. Gene Ontology annotation, molecular function: signaling receptor activity; protein phosphatase inhibitor activity; abscisic acid binding.